UGUGCAGUGAGGGCGCCUCCAGGACAUGGGGGCCCCAUCGGCAGCGGCCCCUCCAGCCCCGAGGCCAUGCUCCCCCCGCAAGUCAGGGAGGCUGCCGGGGGCCUGGGAUGGAGCCGGGGGCCUGGGAUGGAGCCGGCGGAGGGUGCGCGGGGGGAGAUUUUGCGGAGAUGUUUAAUAUUCAGGUCACAUGACGAUGGCAGCAGGAGCAGCACCAGCAUCCCCGCUCUUCUGAAAUAGCCACUGGAGAAGGAAGGGAAGGAGAGAGGGGGGAGAAGAGGACGCAGGGAAGAAAGACAAAGGUAAAAGCAAGUGGAGCUUUGUAGCCCACCGUGCUGCUUCAUCAGCGUCAGGCUUGAAAAGUGGGGGGAGACCCACCCCCUUGGGAGAGGAUUCGGAGACAAAGGAAGCUUCAUGUUCAAAGGACCAGUGGACAGCAAAAACGAAGCAGCCAUGUCUGAGCUGGUCCCAGAGCCACGACAAAAACCAGUCGUACCAAUGAAGCCCAUGGGCAUCAACACCAGCUUGCUGGGCUACAUCGGUAUCGACACCAUCAUUGAGCAGAUGCGCAAGAAAACCAUGAAGACGGGUUUCGACUUCAACAUCAUGGUUGUAGGUCAGAGCGGACUGGGAAAGUCAACGCUGGUAAACACCCUCUUCAAAUCCCAGGUGAGCCGCAAAUCUUCAGGCUGGAACCGGGAGGAGAAGAUCCCCAAGACAGUGGAGAUCAAAGCCAUUGGGCAUGUCAUUGAAGAAGGUGGUGUCAAAAUGAAGCUGACAGUGAUUGACACACCAGGAUUUGGGGACCAGAUCAACAAUGAGAACUGCUGGGAGCCUAUUGAGAAAUACAUCAACGAGCAAUAUGAAAAGUUUUUGAAAGAGGAGGUGAAUAUUGCAAGGAAGAAACGAAUUCCAGACACGCGCGUGCACUGCUGCCUCUACUUCAUCUCCCCUACAGGGCACUCCUUGCGGCCUUUGGACCUGGAGUUCAUGAAACAUCUCAGCAAGGUCGUGAACAUCAUCCCAGUUAUUGCUAAGGCUGACACCAUGACCUUGGAGGAGAAGACUGAAUUCAAACAAAGAGUGCGCAAGGAACUAGAAGUAAAUGGGAUCGAGUUUUAUCCCCAGAAAGAAUUUGAUGAGGACUUGGAGGAUAAAACAGAGAACGACAAAAUCAGGCAGGAAAGCAUGCCCUUUGCAGUAGUGGGCAGUGACAAGGAGUACCAAGUGAAUGGCAAAAGAGUCCUGGGCAGGAAAACACCUUGGGGAAUCAUUGAAGUGGAAAACCUCAAUCACUGUGAAUUUGCCCUACUUCGAGAUUUUGUCAUCAGGACCCACCUUCAGGACCUAAAAGAAGUGACCCACAACAUCCACUAUGAGACCUACAGGGCCAAACGGCUGAAUGACAACGGAGGGCUGCCCCCCAUGACUGUGGAGACAGAGGAAAACCACGAAAGUAACCUGUGAAAGACCUCCCCCUCCGUGGUCACCCAGUGACUCUGGCCAGACAACCCACCCCUGCUACCCCUGACUCAGCCACCGGGCCUGUCUCUGCAGCACGAGGCAGCUCCUGGUGGGAGUGAGAGGAUGCGAGUGUGAGUUGCGUGUGGCGUGCGUGUGCCUCCCUGUGUGCCGGACAGGGACAGGGGCAUCCCCCCGGCCCUCCCAGAGUGUCCCCAUCCUCAGUCUGUUUGUGCACAGUGCACUGUCCCUCAGCUUCCCUGCUCUCCUUUCUGUGUCUCAGCUGUGUAUCUUGCCUGGGGGAAAUAGUGUUGGGAGGGAAGGAUUUCUAGGGGCAUGGAUUUUGGAGGGGGGAGGUGUGGGGCAUGCUGUAGUCCUGUUUUUAUCACUUGGACACAAGGCAAGGAGAGACUCUGGGAGAGAUGGUGGAGUCAAUGCAUGCAUGUUUCAAGAGAUGUCAGCAGAGAUUUCUCUUGGAUGUAAAGACAGCUGGUUGGUCUGAGGGCAUGGUGGCCUGGCAUUUUAUCACCUUUUCUUGCUGUGGCUUCCCAAGGGGAAAUGGCAGCUUGGAAUAGGGUAGAUGAGAGAAGACUGGCACUGUUUUGUGGUUCAGAGCAAGUGACUGGUGGGAGGAGACAGAAUUAGUUCUUGGCCUGUAGCAUCUGUUUGAGAAGCAUCAAAGUACUUGGGGGAAAUGGAUAUAUUUUGCAAAAGAAGCAAAACCCAGGGGGAAAGAAUGUGUUCCUGCUGCAGAGGGUGCAUUUGCCCUGCCCAGCACCAAGGUCAAAAGCCAUGCUUGUGUCACAGGCAUUUGGCUCUGUGCAGAUCAGACCAAGCUGUGCUGGGGUCACCCCAGCUCAUGGAGUCACCCCAUGCCCCUGCUGCAGUGGUCUCUGUCCAGCAGCACCGAGCAGGUCCUGGCCAAACCCUUCCCCACAGCAUGGCCCCUCUGCUGUGCAAGCACAGGGAGGACAGUGCCACAGGGGGUCCCUGCUGGGACCUCCCCAGGGACAGCUCCCCUUGGCACAGCACCUUGGGGAUCUUGGAGGAGUGCAAACAGCCAUGGAUUCAGAAGCCCUGGGCCAGGGUGGGGGCACAAGAGAUACCUCUUCCCCAUUGUCCUCAUUGAAAUGGCUGCAUUUGCUACUGUAGCAGUGCUGUUCCUCUGCUCUCUGACUGUGCCGUGUCCUCCUCCACUGCUGUGCUUUUGUCCUCAUUCCCUUUUAGCCUUCCAUAGCUUUCUUCCUUCCUUUCUUUCCCUGUCUCACUUUCUCUGUUUUUCAUCCUUUAAGUCUCUCCUUCAUUUCCUCAAGUACUUGAAUAUUCCUCUUCUCCAGGCUGUUUCCUCCCUCUCCCAAGCUCUCACACCUUCUUAACAAUGUGCUUUUGUGUCCUG
Molecule: messenger RNA, 2854 nt
Organism: Camarhynchus parvulus
Lineage: Eukaryota; Metazoa; Chordata; Aves; Passeriformes; Thraupidae
Gene: SEPTIN3
Product: septin 3
Exons: 10
Coding region: 412-1464 (350 amino acids)
Biological process (GO): cytoskeleton-dependent cytokinesis
Cellular component (GO): cell division site; septin complex; presynaptic cytoskeleton
Molecular function (GO): molecular adaptor activity; GTP binding; GTPase activity
Source: RefSeq, a predicted model, not a curated record